AUGAAGCCUCCUGCCCUGCCAUACGUUCUCCGAACGUCACUGGAGCCGCUGGACCAGGAACGCAGAGGCACAGUUCUACCUCCCUGCAGCUGGACCAGACGAGAGCCUUCUGCUCGGUGCUGCACUCAAACUGCAUCUUCCAGUCCGCCCGACCGUCCAGGGCCGGAGCGCGGAUUUCCAGGGCUGCUCCGCACCCCAGAGAGGCCAGCUCCGCGCCAGAGAGCGCGCCGCCCUUCAGGCCCCGCCCCCGCCCCGCCCCCGGCAGCACGCAGCCCCGCCCCAGUCGCGGGGCGUGCCGGGACGACGCGACCCGCUAACACCUCAGGGCAGGCCGUUGCGGACGCCGCGGGAGUGGAUUCCAUGGCUGCGUUAGGCCUCGCUUCUUUGCUGGGCCGCGUCCCGGCUACAGCGUGGAGAGCGGCAAUCUUCACUCUGCCAGGAUCACCCCUUCUGUGUAAUUCUUUGAGGAAAAUAAGUUCUCAAGGAGGAAAACCUGAACCUAGCAAACAACCUCUUAAGAAGCCAAAGUUACCAGAAGGUCGUUUUGAUGCGCCAGAAGAUUCCAAUUUAGAGAAGGAACCCCUGACAAAAUUUCCAGAUGAUAUUAAUCCUGUUACAAAAGAGAAAGGUGGACCCAGAGGCCCAGAACCUACCCGAUACGGAGAUUGGGAACGAAAAGGACGCUGUAUUGAUUUUUAAGCCACAUGUUGUUUAACUGCAGUAUCUUUUUCUGAUAGUGUACCUCUGAAUUAACUUAUUUUUGAUUAUUGUCUUUCUGUACAUCACUUAAGUCUCCUUAUUUCUAUAAUGUGUUUUAAAAUAUAUGUGAUAGCUUUGGAAGAAAAUAUGCUGCUAUAAAUUAGGAAAGAGGAAAUAUUUUUACAUUAGCAUAUUUUAAUUUAAAUGUUUUGGAGUAUUUAAGGGAUGAUUAGAGAUGCAAACUUUCAUUUCUUCAUGUUUCAAUUUAAGUUGACCAGUUGUUUAUAAAAUACAAGUGUAAAUAAAACAUUUUAAAAAUGA
Molecule: messenger RNA, 1020 nt
Organism: Odocoileus virginianus texanus
Lineage: Eukaryota; Metazoa; Chordata; Mammalia; Artiodactyla; Cervidae
Gene: SDHAF4
Product: succinate dehydrogenase complex assembly factor 4
Biological process (GO): mitochondrial respiratory chain complex II assembly
Cellular component (GO): mitochondrion
Source: RefSeq, a predicted model, not a curated record